UUCAACAACGCGGUGUUUCUCAUCAUUAGCAUUGUAAUUAUCAACCGCGAAAUACCUGUAAAAAAAAAACAACCCGGAUAUCACUCAAUCCACCUAAUUUUACGCGACUCCCAUUCAUCAGGAUCUUAUCAUCUUUUCGCAACAUUGAGAUAUAAGACUGGUCUGAAUAGGCAAAAUAUUCUGAACAAUGGUGUCAUCGACUGUAGGGGAAAAUGGCGAGGUUCUUUCGCAUAUUAGAGCAUCACCAACCGAGGGAAUUCCACCCGGUGAUUAUCGACUCGUCGGAUGGGACAUGGAUACAACUGGAAAAAUGCUGGUGGAUGAGAUAUGUCAGAUUGCUGGGUACACGCCGAGCUCAUCUUUUGCUCAAUACGUCAUGCCAUUUAAGAAUCUCACACCUGCGGCUAAAAAACGUCACAAUCUCAAAGUCGUUACUGUGGGAAGAUAUAGAUUGCUCAAAAACAACAAAACUAAUAAGGGAUUGAAAACCAAGAGCGAAAUCUCCGCUAUCACAGACUUUCUUGACUGGCUCGAGGAAGUGAAGGGCGACGCUGUUGAUGGGCUAAUUCUCAUUCACCAUGAAUCAAGAAAAGUCAUUCCUGCGAUGCUAUUGGCGUCACUUAGUAAGUUCAAUCUUCUGGAGAGGUUCAAGAAAACUGUCAAAGGAUUUGCCAAUGGGUUCAACAUUGCCAAUGUUAAAUGUGCCAAUACCAUUCGUGCCUUCUCACUGAGAACUCUGUCGCGUGUUCUCCUUGACCAGGAGGUUGAGAUAGAAAAUGCAUCAGAUCGCGCACGCCUUGCUCUUCAGAUAGUUCAACACUUGAGCACUGGUGAAACUAAAUCCACCGAGAGUAAUCGUGAUGGUGAUACAACAUCAAAGGCAAUUAUCGAGUUCACCAGAGAAUUCGUUCAGCCAGUAGAAGCAGAAGAGAAGGAAUCUGAAAAACUCAAGCUCGUGCUUGACAGGCAGCACAGUCUACUGCCAGUAUUUCGCCAUUUACUUGCCAUGAAUCGCAAAGAGAGACAGCAUGCCUCACCUCUCAGGAGACUUCUCGCUGAAUCCGAUAUCGAUUAUGCGCAGCUCAUGGAAGCCUGGUCAAAGGCGGAGAAAUAUGGAUUGGAAAAAUUGAUCAAGGAGAGAGCCUCAAGUGCAACGAGUACGGAAAUUGAGGAUCUUCUUGAAGUACUUGAAUGUCACUUUGACCCAGAAAAAACGCCAAAGGUCAAAGUCGAGACUAAACAGAGGAAGAGAUCAAAGAAGAACAAAGAAAACCGCAAAGAUGCUUCGGGGCUUGAGAGUCCAGACACCACAACUUUGCAAUCACCAAUUAAAGUAAGAAGCGAAUCACUUGAUACCGCUGAGGUAUCACCAACAACGGUUUAAUAAAUAUUCACGUGCCUCACAAAACGGGGAUGAAGGUGAAUGGAAUUUGUAGAGUAUCGCGUUUCAUUUUCCAUACUCUACGGAUCUAGCAAAUUGAUUUUUUUUUUGUUAUUAAAAUAUAUAUUUUUUUUUCAUUAUCAAAAGGGUCUCAGACCUGAGGACUAACAAAAGUCCGAAUUGAUUCAAUUAUUUAAUAACUCUUUGAUUAUUAUUUGAAUCAAAGACAUUCUCUCCAUUACGUGAGAUCAUUCGCUCUCCAAUUUCUCACUUUAUAAUCACCGGUAUUUUUGUUAUUAAAUGAUUUAUUAUACAAUAUACACGAAUGAAGACAGGGAGAGAAGAAAUUAUAUUUUUCAAAGUGAUACAAAGACUCGACCGCGUCUUCUUUCUUCCUUUCAUUUUUCACACAAAUGUAUUCUGAUUUUCAUUUAAAAAUCACGUAAAGUUGAUUCCACGUGGUCAAUCGCACUGAAUGGACACGGAUAGUCGUUAAAAAAAUUGUUAUUGAUAUUUAAUAAAAUAAUGGAAUGAAUAGCUUGUUAUUUUUCGGAUCUCAUUGUACUGAUUAAAAUGGCAAAAUAAAGAGAUUCACGCAUGAA
Molecule: messenger RNA, 1983 nt
Organism: Fopius arisanus
Lineage: Eukaryota; Metazoa; Arthropoda; Insecta; Hymenoptera; Braconidae
Gene: exu
Product: exuperantia
Exons: 5
Coding region: 188-1384 (398 amino acids)
Biological process (GO): bicoid mRNA localization
Molecular function (GO): protein homodimerization activity; RNA binding
Source: RefSeq, a predicted model, not a curated record